Fonticula alba is the source of this 387-nucleotide messenger RNA. RefSeq lists its product as hypothetical. The record is from RefSeq and is a predicted model, not a curated record. Gene Ontology annotation, molecular function: RNA binding. Gene Ontology annotation, cellular component: nucleolus; preribosome, large subunit precursor. NCBI's taxonomy places the organism in Eukaryota, Rotosphaerida, Fonticulaceae. Gene Ontology annotation, biological process: nuclear-transcribed mRNA catabolic process; ribosomal large subunit biogenesis; rRNA processing. The transcript is spliced from 2 exons. The coding region runs from base 1 to 387 and encodes 128 amino acids.
AUGGCCCGCUCCCGCCGCGCGAAGCUCGUCUCCCUGACCAACACCACCAAGCGUGGCCGUGAGCAGAAGGAGAACCUCAUUACCGAGAUCCAGGAGGCCAUCGAGCGCUUCAACAACAUCUAUCUUUUCUCCGUCGAGCACAUGCGCAACACCUUCCUGAAGGACAUUCGUGCCGACCUGCCGGAUUCGCGCUUCUUCUUCGGCAAGAACCGCGUCAUGUCCAAGGCCUUCGGUGUGGCCCUCUCGGACGAGCCGCACCCCGGCCUGGCGGAGAUCGGCCGCCGUCUGGUCGGCAAUGUUGGUCUCCUGCUGACCAACCGCCCGCACGAUGAGAUCGUCGAGUGCGUUCCUCCCUGGUGUCGCCAUUUCCCACCUGGCGAUGUGUAG